Molecule: messenger RNA, 624 nt
Organism: Staurois parvus
Lineage: Eukaryota; Metazoa; Chordata; Amphibia; Anura; Ranidae
Source: the annotation of a GenBank genome assembly
ACCAACAAACAAACAAAAACAGAGACACCUGUACACACACACAAACAUGUACAUACACACACACACAUACACACACAGAAACAUGUACACACACGCACAGGGACACAUGAACACACACAUACAUACAGACACAUGUAUACACACACAGGCACGUACAGACAUGCAUACACACAGAUACAUGUACAUACACAGAAAUACACACACAGACACAUGUACAUACAGACACAUGUACGUACAUACGCACACACACACAGACACAUGUACACACACACAUAUACAAUUGUACAUGCAUACACAGACACACACAAACACACACACGUACACACAAACACACACAUGUACACACACACACACACAUACAACCCCCCCAUAAAAAGUUGCAGUACUUCGUUGUUCACUCACAGCUCCGCAUACUGCACUCUAGGGGGAGGCAGAGAGCACAGCACACACUCCUUGCUUUGCUUGCACUGUGCUCAGCUAUUGAGCAGUCUGACGGCUCCCAGUGCCAAUGACAAAUCCAGCCUGAGCUCCGAGCCUGCUCAGCAAGAUAGCCCUGGGGGACACGCUCGCCCCCACCAUAAUUUCCACUCACCAUUGGCGAGCAGGCGAGUGGAAAUUUCAAGC